Molecule: messenger RNA, 1791 nt
Organism: Morchella sextelata
Lineage: Eukaryota; Fungi; Ascomycota; Pezizomycetes; Pezizales; Morchellaceae
Exons: 2
Coding region: 1-1791 (596 amino acids)
Source: RefSeq, a predicted model, not a curated record
AUGGAUGCAUUGGCAGUUGGCAAAGGUAUCAACAUGGUACUACACUCGGGCGAAGAUGUCUUCAUUACUGCCUUUCCCCUGCUUCUGACGGGGGAUAUGCCUCAACAGAAUCAAAACUCGGGGGCGAAGAUAGAUAAAGCAACAUACGGGUGUCGCUCGUGCUUCAUAGCAGAUACCGAUCGAGGGAACCUAUCGUUCAAUGAGCAACACCAUGGGAGAUACAGGCAGCACGUGAGGUUAAUAUACGACACUGCGAAGUCACAGCCCACAAAGGCCAGGAAAGAAGCGUCUCUGCGUAGAGCUGGACUGUCAGAUACUGGGCCUUUUUUCGAUAACUGCUAUAAGAUGAUGGACCCGCUACGUAGCACACCAAACGACCCCAUGCAUGCCGAGCUCCGCCUCUGCAAAUACUUUGAGGAAGCAGUACUGGAGGCUAUGCUGUCGACAGAGGGAAUCAAAGCUUAUCUGGCGGCAUGGAAUAUGGUGCAGGUGCCAUAUGGAUGGGGCCAACCACAAAAUCCUGUCAGCCACAAGGGCUCGAUGGUUUUCAAUGAACACGGAAGGAUAGCGAUCAUCAACCCCUUUGUGCUGAUGCAUAUAUUUACCAACGAUUGCUGGACCUACCACCCCGAGGAAGUAAGGAAUAAUAGAUUACUACUGCGGCGUGCACGGCUGUCUUAUGUCAAGCCUCUAGUGGGGAAACGUUUACAAGACGAGUUCGGAGAAGAUGCCACGGGGGGGAUCGCCAAGACUGCAUGGUUGUUGGCUAGAUGCGUGACUUUGACCCUGCAAGAAAAGAUAUCAACAUCUGAGAGGUCUAGAUUCACUCUGACCGUACUACAGGCUCGGCACAAUCUUCAGAGGAUAUUCAAAUGCGCAGCGGGUGAUCGCGACGGGAAGAAGUUCAAAAAUUAUGUAACGGUCCCCAACGUACAUCUAGCUCUCCAUUACCAAGAGGACAUACAAAAUUACGCCACGGCCAGGAAUAGUUCCACGAUGACAGGAGAGCAAAAGCACAAGAUUUUUAAGCUUCAUGCACCACAUACAAAUUCGAAAGAUAAUGAUUUACAGUUAAUGAAGGCAAUGAACACCGCACAGACAAUCACCUUCAUGCUGGCUGGGGCCUUUCAAGUUAUCGCGCCUAAGGUCACCACUCAAUUAACUAGCGUCGUAAACAAAUGCCCGAGAAUGUGCUCGCGGUUUCUAGGGGUUACGAAGGACAUGGAUGGCGAGGAUGAGCCAAUAUCUACACAAGCCACAGGAAUAGACUGCGAGGGAUCGGUUUUCACCAAAGCCAUUGCAGGACUUGCAGUGCCUAUAAAGAAAGUCUCACAAGAGGACUACGCAUAUGAUGGCGAUACUAGAUGCAGUGUGUACCAAGCGGAAUACGACACGGAGCUACUACCGCAGGUGCGUGUUAAAAUUCACUACUGGCGAUAUUUUUCCGCAGUACCCAAGGGAGAAGUGGGCCGCAAAGCAAGGCCUUUCAAAAUUCGAGAGGGCCAAAUAAUAAAAAUGAAUGACGGUGUUCAUUCCUUUCACCAUGUUAGUAGGAUUUUUACGAUUAGUGUAGGGACUAUGGUGCGGGUCCUAUUUGUAGUGAAGCCUUUGGAAUAUGUCGCUGAAGAGGUGUCGGCAAUGGCACCGGCUUACAAGGUGUUCCGACUGCACGAUUCUGAACCAGAGAUGACAAUUGGUAUCAGAAGAAUUGACUGUCGUAUGAUGCAUUUCGUGUCAAAGAACAACAAAGACACAUGGUGGUAUAAUCCGUAUCUACCUAACUUUUCUUAA